Messenger RNA from Papaver somniferum (opium poppy), 1289 nucleotides. RefSeq names its product iridoid synthase CYC2-like. Lineage: Eukaryota; Viridiplantae; Streptophyta; Magnoliopsida; Ranunculales; Papaveraceae. Bases 33 to 1169 code for a protein of 378 amino acids. The transcript has a single exon. The record is from RefSeq and is a predicted model, not a curated record.
CCAUACACUAAGAUUUAUAUUCUUCCUCAAAAAUGGCAGUUUCAAAAGAAACAAGCAGCAGUCCAGGCAAAGUUGCACUGAUUUGCGGCGUCACGGGGCUAGUCGGGAAGGAGCUUGCGCGGACGCUAUCAGCGAAACCGCGCUGGAAAGUCUACGGCGUUGCUCGAAAACCAGAUGAUUUGAUCAUUCAGAGUCCAAACUACAACUUCAUUUCUUGUGAUCUCUUAGACCCUUUGAAAACAUUUGAGAAACUUUCUUGUCUACAAGAUGUGACUCAUAUUUUCUGGGUUACUUGGGUCAGUCAGUUUCCAUUAGAUUCACAAGAAUGCUGCGAUCAAAACAAAACAAUGAUGUCUAAUCUCCUGAACGCCAUUCUCCCGGUGGCUAAAUCGUUGAAGCAUGUGUCUCUCCAAACCGGAACGAAACAUUAUGUGUCUCUAUACGAUCCUAUCUUGUACGGAAACGAGAUUCGGUACUACGACGAAGAAAGUCCUCGGGUUGAAGAAGGGUGUAAUUUUUACUACGCAUUGGAGGAUUUGCUGAAAGAAAGAUUGUCAGGUAAAGUCGCGUGGUCGGUUCACCGGCCGGGAAUGAUUCUUGGCAGUUCUCAAAAGACUAUUUACAAUGUCAUGGGAUGUUUAAGCGUCUACGGGGCGAUUUGCAAGCAUCUUGGCCUCCCAUUUGUGUUUGGAGGUGUAAAACAGUGCUGGGAACAAGUUUAUGUUGAUAUUGCAGAUGCAAGGUUAGUCGCGGAGCAGCACAUAUGGGCGUCGACGAAUGAUGCGCUAUCGACGUCGGACGGGGAGGCGUUUAAUGCGAUAAACGGCCCGAGGUUCACAUGGAAAGAGAUUUGGCCGAGUUUAGGAGCUAAGUUUGGCGUUGAAGUGCCUCCGCCUGAAGAGAUUUUCUCACCAAGUUUCACGUUUUCGGCUUUCAUGGCCGAUAAAGGAAAUGUAUGGGAUGACAUUGUGGAGAAAGAAGGUUUGUGUAGAACCAAGGUUGGAGAUUUGGCUAACUGGGAGUUCAUGGAUAUUCUGUUCCGGUGCCCGGCAAAAAUGUUGGCUAGCCGUAAAAAGGUCGACCGGUUGGGGUUCACGAUGACUUAUGAGACGUUGGAUUCCAUCUUGUAUUGGAUUGAUUGUAUGAGAAACGAAAGGCUUAUUCCAUAAGAGAAAGUGGUGGAGUAUCAUAAACUUGGUGCUGGUUUUUUCUGAUUAUUGUACAGAUUUUUAUUAAUUAAGAAAAUCAUAUUGAUGAUUAUUUAUUUAUUAUCAUUGAUGUUUGAAGUA